AUGGCGAGUUCUACACACAAGCUCAAACCUCUCGUGGAAAACGGCUCUCUGGAAAAAAAUGUGGUGGUUAGGAUCACGCAGUUCACGUCGAACACGGUGCAGAACCGCAAGAUCCUGAUCCUGCUCAACCUCGAUGUGCUCACCCCCCCCCUACCAGAACGCAUUGGCAGCCCGCAGAACAUUGAGACUGCGCGAGGUUCCAAUUCCGGGAGCGCACCGGCUGCCUCUGCAAAGCCCGAGCCAUCGAUCGGCGCGCAGGCCCUGUCCGGCUCGCAUGGCGCCCCAGCGUCGCGUGGUGUGACCAAGUCGAGCUCGGGUAUGCCCGUGUAUCCAAUCGAAGCACUCUCACCGUACCAGAACAAGUGGACCAUCAAGGCGCGUGUCACUCUCAAGUCAGAUGUCAGGCACUGGUCCAACGCCCGCGGCGAUGGAAAGUUGUUCAGUGUGAAUCUGCUGGACGAGAGCGGUGAGAUCCGCGCCACUGGUUUCAAUGAUGCCGUCGACCGGUUUUAUCCUAUUUUACAGGAGAAUAAAGUUUACUUUAUUAGCAAAGCCAAAGUGACCAUCGCGAAAAAGCAAUUUAGCACACUUCCCAAUGAAUAUGAAAUCACUUUAGAAAGUAACAGUGAGAUUGAGGAAUGCGCCGAGGCAGGCGAUGUGCCCGAAGUCAAGUACAACUUUGUCCCGAUCGACCAGCUCUCGACUGUGGAGCCGAACCAGACUACAGAUGUCAUCACCAUUCUCGACAACUACUCGGAUGUCUCUGAGAUUGUAUCCAAGGCCACUCAGCGUCCGAUCAAAAAGCGCGAGCUGACACUUAUUGACAGCAGUGGUAUGAGUGUGCGCAUGACCCUUUGGGGAUCGCAGGCGGAGAACUUUGUCAACUUGUUGGCAGGCGAAGAGAAGCCCGUGAUUGCGUUCAAGGGCGUCAAGGUCAGCGACUUUGGUGGACGCAGUCUCAGCAUGUUUUCUAGCUCGACAAUGGCUAUUAAUCCGGAUAUCCCUGAGUCGCAUGGGCUCCGCGGCUGGUACGACAAUGAAGGCAACUCUGCUAGCAUUCGUGGCUUCUCGUCUACCAUGGACAAUGCCACCGCUGCUACAGGUGGCUCGCUGCGCUCCAAUGAGCGGCGCACGCUCGCCGAGGUCAAGGACCAGUCGCUGGGCACAUCCUUUGAGCGCCCCGACUACUUUAACACGCGUGCCACGAUCUUGUAUGUCCGCCCGAAUAAUCUAUACUACCCGGCUUGCCCCUCUCAAGACUGCAAUAAGAAAGUGCUAGACGACGGUGACGGCUGGCGCUGCGAGAAAUGCGACCGCAGCUAUCCUGCACCAGUGCAUCGCUAUAUCUUCUCUGCCAACAUCGCAGACUACUCCGGCCAGAUUUGGAUCAGCGGAUUCAACGAAGUGGGCGAGGCAAUCAUUGGUAUGACAGCUGAUCAGCUGGAAGCGAUUCGUGUGGAAAAUGAAAACGAAUUUCGUGCGAUCCUCCAGCGCCUCAGCGGCCGCAUGAUGCACUUCAACUGUCGCGCCAAGCAAGAGACGUUUAAUGACACGAAUCGCGUGCGCUACACGGUGACCCAGGCGGUUCCCGUGGACUUCACAAAGGCUGCUCACGAACUGGUCGAGAAGAUCCAGGCCUUGCAGACUCAUUAG
Malassezia sympodialis ATCC 42132 is the source of this 1653-nucleotide messenger RNA. RefSeq lists its product as uncharacterized. The record is from RefSeq and is a predicted model, not a curated record. Gene Ontology annotation, molecular function: DNA binding. The coding region runs from base 1 to 1653 and encodes 550 amino acids. The transcript has 2 exons. Gene Ontology annotation, biological process: DNA recombination; DNA repair; DNA replication. Gene Ontology annotation, cellular component: nucleus. NCBI's taxonomy places the organism in Eukaryota, Fungi, Basidiomycota, Malasseziomycetes, Malasseziales, Malasseziaceae.